AUGGCAUUUUGUUUACCCUCUGAUGAUUUACUGACGUUUAUUACCUUUCGCAUUAUUGCUUUUCUUUUCUCUUAUUAUUCUUGCACAGGUCAAGCGCAAGCGUACGCGCCUCCGUGGACGUUUAAUCCUCCCGAAUCUAUUCGCGUGUUGAAACAAACAGGAGUCUACGACGUCGCGACGGCGAAAGACCAACUGGUCGAUAUCAUCAAAACCACCGACUGCGACGGUUUUACCGCUGAAAUCACCGAAGAGUACGACGAUUACGUCAGAGCUACGUACACGUCCCCUACGUUUGGCUUUGUCGACGACGUGGAGUUUUGGUUUACAAGAGACGAUCGAUCGACGGUGGAAUACUCCUCCCGAUCGAGGACGGGGAAAGACGACGGCGGAAAGAAUAGGAAUAGAAUACGAACGUUACGGAAAGCAUUGACGGCGAAAUACGAUUGGGCUUCCGUUGGCUUCUAG
Molecule: messenger RNA, 465 nt
Organism: Bathycoccus prasinos
Lineage: Eukaryota; Viridiplantae; Chlorophyta; Mamiellophyceae; Mamiellales; Bathycoccaceae
Exons: 1
Coding region: 1-465 (154 amino acids)
Source: RefSeq, a predicted model, not a curated record